Messenger RNA from Peromyscus eremicus (cactus mouse), 1496 nucleotides. RefSeq names its product progestin and adipoQ receptor family member 6 (gene Paqr6). Lineage: Eukaryota; Metazoa; Chordata; Mammalia; Rodentia; Cricetidae. The record is from RefSeq and is a predicted model, not a curated record. Gene Ontology annotation, cellular component: membrane. Gene Ontology annotation, molecular function: signaling receptor activity.
GAAGUGGAGUUACCUGACCACCAUGCUCAGUCUCAAGCUGCCUCAACUUCUUCGAGUCCACCAGGUUCCCCGGGUGUUUUGGGAAGACAGCAUCUUGUCUGGCUACCGACACCCCACAAGCUCGGCCUUAGACUGUGUCCUCAGCUCCUUCCAGAUGACCAAUGAGACGGUCAACAUCUGGACUCACUUCCUGCCCACCUGGUACUUUCUGUGGCGCCUCCUGGCGUUGGGCAGCCCGGGCUUCCGCGCCGAGCCGUACCACCUGCCGUUGUUGGUCUUCCUACUGCCCGCCUGCCUCUACCCCUUCGCGUCCUGCUGCGCGCACACCUUCAGCUCCAUGUCGCCCCGCGCACGCCACAUCUGCUACUUCCUGGACUACGGGGCGCUCAGCCUCUACAGCCUGGGUGAGCUGAGGGCAGUGGGUGAUGGUGGCGCAGAGGGUGAGCCCGCAGGCCUCAGCUCGCACCUCGCCGCAGGCUGCGCCUUCCCCUACGCCGCCUACUCCAUGCCGGCCUCCUGGCUGCACGGCCGCCUGCACCAGUUCUUCGUGCCCGCCGCUGCGUUCAACUCCUUCCUGUGCACCGGUCUCUCCUGCUACUCGCGGUUCCCAGAGCUAGACCAGCCCAGGUUCAGCAAGGCUCUGCGCACAGCCGCCUUUGUCUACCCCUUCCUGUUUGACAACCUCCCGCUGUUCUACAGGCUGCAGCUGUGUUGGGGCAGGGCCCACAGCUGUGGGCAGGAGGCACUGAGCUCCAGCCACGCCUACCACCUCCUCUGUGCUCUGCUCACGGGCUUCCUUUUCGCAGCCCGUCUGCCAGAGCGCCUGGCACCUGGGCGCUUCGACUAUAUUGGCCACAGCCACCAGCUGUUCCAUAUCUGUGCAGUGCUGGGCACCCAUUUCCAGCUGGAGGCAGUGCUGGUUGAUAUGGGAUCCCGCAGAGCCUGGCUGGCCAUGCAAGAACCCACCCUUGGUCUGGAGGCUACCAUGGCCACAUUGAGCCUGGCAGUGAUUGGGAACCUGCUCAUCAUCGCUGCCUUCACAGCCUCUCUGCUUCGGAUCCCUGGAACCUGUCCCCUGCUGCAGGGUAACCCGCUAGGAGCGGGACUCCAGGCUAAACAAGAGUGAGGCCCAUCUCCGGGACUGGCGUGGAGGGAGGCAGAGGCCAGGCCUCACUGCUGUGGAGGGGCCCUGACAGGGGCCUGAGAAGGCAGAGGCUGUUCUGAACGGAGUGGCUGAAGAGAAGAGGAAGUCUAGGGGGCUGGUGGAAGGACAGGACCCUAGAGGCAAGUAGUGAAGGCCAGUAAGUGGAGACAGGUACCCAGGCCCGAGCAGAGCUGGAGGUGUGGGGCCCCUCAUGUGGCCUCUGCCCUGAAAUCUGCUCCCCUCAGGUCAUCCUGAGUGCUUGUGAGCCAUGUGGACCACAUACCUGCCCUGCCCCAGGGCCAGACGGUGGCCCUGUCAGCAACUGUGUCCACACACGAGCUGCCUGUCUGCU